Messenger RNA from Saccostrea echinata, 1270 nucleotides. Its product is annotated as putative transferase CAF17 homolog, mitochondrial. The transcript has 6 exons. Lineage: Eukaryota; Metazoa; Mollusca; Bivalvia; Ostreida; Ostreidae. The record is from RefSeq and is a predicted model, not a curated record. Gene Ontology annotation, cellular component: mitochondrial matrix. Gene Ontology annotation, molecular function: protein binding. The coding region runs from base 4 to 1101 and encodes 365 amino acids.
CUAAUGAUGACAUGUAAAAUGAGACUUCUGGUGCCAACCUGGAAUAGAAUAAUACGCCAAUGUCCAAUUUCAAUUCUAUGUCGCUGUCACAAGGUGGAGCCCAGCAGUAGAGACACUAUUAAUUUCACUGGGAGGGAAUCCCGGACUUACAGUGAGUGGAGGACAUGGAGAUUGUACAGAAUGAGGAGCAGGGGUAUGAUAAAACUAGAGGGGUUGGAUGUGGUACCAUUCUUACAGGGGCUGGUCACAAAUGAUGUCACACAGUUAGAGGAAGACCAGGGAUCUAUAUAUACCAUGAUGCUUAACCCUCAGGGAAGAGUGCUGUAUGAUAUUAUUAUGUAUAGGAAGAAUCAAGACACUGAUGUCCCUUGUGUUUUGAUGGAAUGUGACCAGGAAGUCAUAAAAGACAUGAUUAAACUUCUUAAAAAGUAUAAAAUUAGGAAAAAGGUAGACAUUGCAGAAGCGAGCAAUGAAUUCCAGACCUUUGCUGCCUUGCCGUCAGAAAAACAAAGUGAAAGAGUGUGGCUGCCUUUCAAAAAAGAGGAGGUAAUUCAUUGUGAACCUGAUCCAAGACUAGAGGUCUUUGGCUGGAGAAUUGUAGCCAGAGACCAACAGGCUGUUAUAGCAGCCACUAACACUGACUGUGAAGUAGAAGUGAGAGAGGAGAGGGAGUACCACAUCCAGCGGUAUAAAACGGGGCUCCCUGAGGGGACACUAGAUCUUCCUCCUGGCCAAUGUCUACCACUAGAGAGUAACCUUGUCUUUCAUAAUGGAGUGAGUUUUAGUAAAGGCUGUUAUAUAGGACAGGAACUGACAGCCAGAUCUCACCACACUGGGGUCAUUAGGAAACGACUUGUUCCUAUAGAGUUUGACAGCGUUCCAGAGGAUGUCAAAACAGGAGAUACCAUAGAAACGGCAGAUACAAAGAAGAAUGCUGGGAAGUACAGGAAUUCAUUGGAUAAGUUUGGAUUAGGACUAAUUCGAUUGGCUGAAGUCAAAAAGAGGCUUGUAAUUUCUACUCCUAGUGGACAAUGUUACAAUGUUAGGGCUCAUAUUCCCAGUUGGUGGCCACAGGAAGGGGAGGUCACUGUUCAACAAUAAAGUUGUUUGUGAUUUGUGUGAUAAUUAAAAGUAUGUUGUGCCAGUCAUCAGAAUGGGAUUAUUUGACACCAGGACAGUAUAAAUGAAUUACAAAUUUCCUUGUUCUCUUUUUUGUAUUUGUAAAAUGGACAUUUACAUGUAUCCAAUAAAGUCUUAAAAUAUGUCACAA